Molecule: messenger RNA, 2580 nt
Organism: Blastomyces gilchristii SLH14081
Lineage: Eukaryota; Fungi; Ascomycota; Eurotiomycetes; Onygenales; Ajellomycetaceae
Product: 1,3-beta-glucanosyltransferase, variant
Exons: 4
Coding region: 1218-1769 (183 amino acids)
Biological process (GO): fungal-type cell wall (1->3)-beta-D-glucan biosynthetic process
Cellular component (GO): fungal-type cell wall; cytoplasm
Molecular function (GO): 1,3-beta-glucanosyltransferase activity
Source: RefSeq, a predicted model, not a curated record
AAAAAGCACACCCAUCGUCAAAAAAUUGACCAUGUAACUCUUUCACUUAUAAUAGAGAGAGAGGUAGGUAGGUUGGUAUGGUACCCGGCUUCAACAUUUCGGUAGUUCGUCAGCUCGUAGAUCGCCAGGGUCGGAGAAAUAACAGGUUAGUUAUAUAUCCGUGUGUAAGAAGAAAAGAAUCGGAUUGCACACCUAUUUUUCAUUCUCACAGCUCUUUGUUUGGUUCCAUGGCGGCAAAGACUCGAAUCCGGCGCAAAACUCGUUAGUUCAACUAAAUAACUUACUUAACUAUUGUGAAAACCAGCAUAUCAACCUUAUUUUUAUAACCUUAAACUAUUUAUCGCAAUCUAUUUCUGAUAUAACUAUCUAUGUAUGUACAUGUACAGCAACCUAUAUGGCUUUACAUACAUGUACACUAUUUGCGUUGCGAUUGUUAUUUUUUUCCGUCAGCGUUAAGGGGGGAAUGCGAUUGCGAUUGCGAGCGUUUAUUCGGAUAUAUAUUUCGAAGCCUCUGCGAGUCCUCAACGUCAUGGACUAUGUAAGAUCUAGGGCUGAGGCCUGUGUGUGUGUGUGUGUGUACCUGAAUGAUUGAGGUACGAUUCUGCGGUAAUGAGAUCAAAUUCAAGGCUCCCCAGGAUGACAACAGUGUCUGUCCCGUCUCUACGCGUGCUGACUGUCUUUGCUCUUUUAUUUUAACUCCUUAUCGUCCAUCGUUUCCAUUAUGUAUCCCUCUCUCUUGAUUGUAUUUCUGCAAUCUAUCCCCCUGCGCGCUCGUUUCAUCUUCUGUUCUUCAGCAGAAUUGCAUGUUCCUACAAGGAUUCCUGGGGAUCUGUUUGCUAAGAAGCUACAAUUGAGCCGGGGGUGGUUGAAUACAUCUAUUUCAGUCGUUCCUUAAUCAGUUUCGAUACCCUGGAUUCUCAUCAAUUGCUUCUUCUAUAGCUUAUCGAGAAUCGAACACAAUGUGGAACCGUAGCUCUUCCUUCGGAGCUAUGAUGGGGGCAUACCUAUGGCUACUAUUGCCGGUACAUAAUAUCUCUGCAAUAUCGAAGCUCUCUGCUAUAGGCUCAAAGUUUUUCAAUGAGGAGGGCCAGCAGUUUUUCGUCAACUAUCUCAUUGAUGAGCUGAUGCUAGCUUUUUGACUGAUAGAAAUUGCGUACCGGCUCACUCUUCACGAUCCCCUUGUGGACCCCGAACAGUGCAAACUGGACUCUUCAUUGAUGAAGGAGCUGGGUGCAAAUGCUAUACGCGUCUAUCAUGUUGACCCUAAUGGAGAUCCCGAUGAGUGCAUGAAAGCGUUGGCGGAUGCAGGGAUAUACUUGUUUGUGGACUUGGAUGACUUUCCAACCCAAAUUGAAGAGCAAUCCCCUAUUUGGAGUCAGAAGCAGGUCGACGCGUUCAAAUUGACCCUUGACGAAUUACAGAAGUACGGAAACACGGCCGGAGUUUUUGUGGGCAGCGAGGUUUUUACCGUAGCGAAUGACUCCGCUGCAAGCCCGUAUUUCCUAGCUGCGGCUCGAGAUAUCGGGGCCUAUCGCGACUCGAAGGAUUACCGGCUGGUUUGCCGGGAAGAUGAAUCUGAAAGAUUAGACUCCUUUGCCUCAACACGUACGAAUGGUGCGGUGAAUCAACAUUUGAAAUCUCCAGCUAUGCCAACCUGCAAAACCAAGCAGCGGGAUACCCGGUUCCGAUUUUCUUUUCAGAAACUGGCUGCAACACGGUCCGACCACGAGAUUUCGACGACCUCAAUACCAUCCUUGGGCCGGAAAUGACAGGCACCUGGUCUGGCGCAUUGGUGUACGAGUGGAUAGAGGAGUUGAAUAACUACGGGCUAAUCACCUAUGGCAAGGUGCCCGAGGGCGAUACAUCUAACCCUUCAGCCCUCGACGGCUUCUCCCGUCGCGGCACCCCCACCCCUGUCAACCCGGACUUCACAAAUUUGAAAUCCCGUUUCGCUACUUUGGAUCCCACCGGCGUUGCGCUGUCUGAUUACUCUGACAGGGCAUCGGAGGUUACAGCGCCGCCCUGCCCCAAUUCCACUCCUAUUUAUUGCCUGGGCCGUUUAUCCUAGCGCUGACCUACCGACCCUUGGACAGUCGGUCGGUGCUGGUCCUACUAAUCUAACUGCGUCCGGAGGAAGAGCGGCCAGUCCUACAUCAUCAAACUCCAGUGCUGGGAAUCGGUAGAUGUCAAUAGGUGGAUAUAGUGUUUGGUGAAUGUAGGGCGAGAGUGACGGACUUAUCAUGAAGUGAUACUUCCGGACGACCUCUCUGAAAGGCGUUUCUUUUGAUUUAGACUUCAAGGGCUAAGAGAGGGGGAUGUUUAAAAUCCAUCGUCGUAUCUAGAGAUCUAUCUACUCUCUGUUAACGGUAUGCCUGCAGUUUUUUAUCUCACCAGGCUUAAGUAGACUAUAAUGUAUCCAUGAUAUUUUGAUAGAACUUUCGGCUGAAAUAUAGUUAACAGAAAUGUUCGCGGGCAACAGUUUACUUAGAAGCACUUUGGCUACGAUGUUUAACCAACUACCCCUGACUACGCAUUGUAAGAGUCUAGAUACACGAGCUGCGUGUUAAGAAGGUCCAUAGU